Messenger RNA from Pangasianodon hypophthalmus (striped catfish), 3471 nucleotides. RefSeq names its product outer dynein arm-docking complex subunit 1. NCBI's taxonomy places the organism in Eukaryota, Metazoa, Chordata, Actinopteri, Siluriformes, Pangasiidae. Bases 163 to 2052 code for a protein of 629 amino acids. Gene Ontology annotation, biological process: outer dynein arm assembly; cilium movement. Gene Ontology annotation, cellular component: axoneme. The record is from RefSeq and is a predicted model, not a curated record. The transcript has 15 exons.
AUGUCUUGUCUCUGUAAUGCUCUUUAAGUACACAGAGACCAACUGGAGAGAUGCUUUUGACAUAGACAUAUUUAGAGGUUAAGAGCCAUCUCUCACAGAAGGGAAGAAAGCAAGCACAGCACACAGGACAGUGUAUGACUCAUGAAUUAGUGUGAAACGAGGAUGGAGAGCACUUCAUCAACAGCAGGUUGUUACAGAAAGUGCAGUCAUGUAAAAAGCAGGAGAAACAAGAAGGAGGCACUCAGCAGUAAUGAGGAAAAGAGGGAGCUACUUUCUCUACAGCAGAUGGUCCAUCAACUGAUCAAGGAAAAGAAUACCCAAAAGAAAAAGGCACACAAAACAAUUCACAAACAGAGCCAGCUGAUUGGUUCUCUGGAAGCAGAGAGACGGGGCCUACAGGCAGAGCUUGAGGGGAUCAGAUGUGUGCUAGGAAGGGAAGAGCUUUUAAGCCAUUCCAUUAAUCAUCUGCGUCAUCACAGUAAGAUUGUGGAUGAAAACAUCAUUCAAGAAAAACAGACCAUUGAUGGAUUACAGAGAGAGAUACAGGAGAUGCACAGGAAGAUUGGGAAAGAACGGAAAGCCUCAGCUUUUGAAGCAGAUCCAACCAGGAAAAUACAACGCCUUACAGGUCAACUUGCGCAGGUUAACAAAAAGUUCAGCACCUUUGUAUCAACUAACACCCAGCUCCGGCAGGACAUUGAAACCUUGAGAGGAGAAAAAAUUAAGUUCCUUCAAAUGCGCAACAAGCUAGAGAAGGUACUGCAGGAGACCCAUCAAGAGAAAACGACAGUGUUGAAGCAAGCCAGGAAAAAUAUUGAAGUCAGAGAGGAUGCUAAGACACGGAUGCUCCAUGUGUUGGAGCAGACGUGCUCAGAGGGCAACAAUCAUGCAGUGGAUGUGCAGGAGCUCCAGAGAAGAGUGAGCCAUGUGGAGAAAACAGAGCGUUUUCUACAAGAGAAGAACAAAGUCAGACAACCUGACCUGUAUUACCAGGUUACUACCAAGAAAAGAGAAGCACAUGAGCAAGAACCGAAGGUAGACCAUGAGGUGAAGCUAAAUGAAUAUGAGGUUGCCAUGGAGAAGAUCAGCGACAUCAUUGAGAGGCGGGGCAAAGGGAGUCAAAGCGCAAGGCAGAGAAGAAGGCGGAGCUCAGACUGUCAAACCAGCAGAGUGGUGGAACCACCUCAGAGUGCAUUUUGGAAAUCAGCUAACAGGAGGCGCUGCACAUUAGGGAGUGUGAUGUUCCGCGAAGCAGCAGCUGGGAUUUUGGGGGAUCUGGAGGGGUCCAGUAGAGGCAGGAGGUUCAGAGAGCACAGGAGGCGCUCCACACUACUGCAGGGCCUCAGAGCUGAUGAACAGGAGAGACUGAGAGAGCUGGUGCAGCAAUCCCAGCAGCCCCCUGCAGGCCUUAACCCACAGCUCCUCUACGACUCCUACGUGGAGGGAGAGAAUCUGAACUUGGCUCUCUUCCAAUAUGCAUUGGAGCAGAACAGGCAGAUACAGGAGAUGACCAAAGAUGUGCAUGAGCUCAGGAUAAGUGUGAAGCAAGAAGAGGAGAGGGAGAGUGCAGAGGAGCGUCGUCUCCAAGACCGAGUGAGAGAGCUGAAGCUGAGCUGCCAGCAGGUUACCCAAGACACAGAAACACUGCUAACAAAUAUAGGAAUGAAAGAACGGGAAUUCAUCCAAGUCAGAGCAGGUAUAGAGAGUUUGGCUGUUCAGGCUGGAGUGGAUGCCUCUGCUUUUGAAUUGUGCAGACACUGGACUGAGGAUGGUGGAACUGCAUCUAUUCUUACUCUGCUGGCACAAAUAGAGCAGAGAGUUACCCAGUUACUGACUCUUCAUUCUUACACACAGUAUAGGGAUGACGAAAAGUAUUUCAAGCAUGCUGUAUUUGAGUUCAAUCCACGAAAGCUGUCAUAUACAGAUAUUCAACCUCCUGCACUCAGUUUCUUUCCUGAAAGUGAGGAAGAAUAUGAUGAGGAACUGAAGCUUCUGUCCAGGGAAGAGCUUAAGAAGAAUGUUCUGGAGACAGACAGGUUUUGCCCAGCAUAGAUAUUCUCUGAAGUCAAAACAUGAUUUGUAAGACUGAGGUGGUUGCAACACACAAUUGUAGUGUUUGUAGUGUACUACAUCAUGAACAGUAGAUUUAUUUAGACUUGUUAGACUGCUGACUAUAAUUAAGAUUUAUAGUUGACAGUAAGAAAUUCAGAUGACUGGGUGUGAUCUAAAGGUACAAUACAUCUCAGAGCUUGUCAGCCAUCAUGUUCACUAUUUAGCAAUAGAUAUAAUGUUGACUCAGUCCACCAGUUUUGAUUUUAUAGCAGUAUGACUGUAAGACCUAAUUUAAAACACCCCAAAAUUUCCUAUCAUUUAUCUAAAGCAGCAGUCAGACUUUAAUACAAUUUAUUAUUAAUUUUUUAUCAAUGUAUUGUUUAUCAAUUUAUUUUUUCAAUGGGAGAAGCCUGAGGACACAAAAAAGUAAUUUUCUUUUAGUAGGGGUUAACUUUUCCUCACACUAAGUUCAUCUAGUUAAACAAACCUAGAAAACAAGAACAUAGCCUUGUGUAUCUUUUUUUCCUCAAAAAUAAAUAAACUUCUAAUUAUUAAGGAAGGUGUUAUCAGACCUAUGCCUUUAUAUUUUGUCAUUAUUGUUUAUUGUAGGAAAUGAUAGGGGGAAGAAAAUGGAUAUCUCACUUCAAAAUGACAGUGCCCCAACAAGCCAAUAGUCUUCUGAUUUUUACACCAGAAGAAAAUAGCUCUGAGGAAAUCCAGUGUGACUUCUGCUUAAAUUGUUAGCAGACAGAUGCUCAGGGAUUCACAUGCUCAGGGAUUCUCCUAAUAAGGUGAACUUUAUUGCCCCUUGAUCAGAAUGACCUAGACAUAAUCUCUGGAAUAUACUUAUUAUUUGUAAAUGAGAUUGCUCAUGUUCAUGAAAAAACUGAGUGACGCAUAUAAAGUUUUAUGUUGGAAAAAUCAUUGCAGUGUUGUUUCAUGUGUAAAAUUUGGAUCUGUUUGAAAAAGAACUUUAAAAUGAUUUGCUUAACAAUAUGUGACCUCCAAAAUAUUUAUUUUAUGUCAUCAACAAGUUGGUCUAUUUUCUACAUAAUGGUUUCCUACAUUACAUUACAAUGUUGUUUGACUACCUGCAGACUGGCACCAGUGAGAAUUCAUCUCUAGCUAAAGAUAUUGACUCAGUAGCACUCUAGUCCUUUUGUCUGUCCAUCCUCUCUCACCUCCUCAUCUGUAUACUCUGCUCAGAUCAACUUCCAAAGCUUCAAGUUUCAUGCUAAUACCACCAUCAAUGCCAUUAUUCUCGUCAUCUGGUAGAUCGCUAACUAGAUGAGCCGAGUCUCUGUCAUAACUCGGAGUAACUAUAUUGUAUAACUACAUUGCAUUCUGGAACUCAAGGUCCAACGUUUAUGCCACUAUUUCUAAGUUGGAUUUCUCAUUAAUAUGAUAUUGAAUGUCUCU